Astrephomene gubernaculifera is the source of this 3375-nucleotide messenger RNA. Lineage: Eukaryota; Viridiplantae; Chlorophyta; Chlorophyceae; Chlamydomonadales; Astrephomenaceae. The record is from the annotation of a GenBank genome assembly.
AUGCAAUACAUUUGCUUCUAUGACUUUUACAAAAAGACAUUACCUUUUUACCGUUAUUCUUUCCUACAGUUGAGAUGUCUUAGAACGAGGCCUGUGCGCAACGGCAACGCCGAGCGGGAACUGCAGUGACAGGGCGAUACCCAGAACACUUAGCCUCCCUAAACGGUCAUAUAUCACUGCGACUAUUCUUUUGACGUCUCUGAGAUGUCGGCAAUAGGCACCGGUGCCUUGGCCACCGUCCUAAAGGUCACAGACCGAUACGCUGUGAAACUAGUCGACGACGUGAAUGCCGCUGACCAUGAAAUCGGUAUAUUGGAGGAGAUAGGUGAAUGCCCUUGCGUUGUGGGCUACUUUGGCCGGUUGGCAGGCCAGAGUGCAUCAGGUCAGCGGUCAGCACUUUUGCUGGAAUUGUGUCAAGGGAGCCUAAAUAAUGCUCUUCUGAAGCUUCCCGGCCAGCGGCUACCCGACGCAACGGGCCUCGAAACUCAGCAGGCGGUGGUUAUGUUGAUCAAUUGCGUCGCCCAACUACACAGCCGUGGUGUGAUUCACCAGGACAUCAAGCCCAGCAACUUCUUGCUUGGGCAGGAUGGUGCUAUCAAGUUGUGCGACUUCAAUCUGUCGCGUCUCGCAUCGGACUCGUCCCGCAUCAAGGGCGGCACCGUAUUAUACUUCUCACCACACAUGUUCAACAACAUGGAUGAGGGAUACGCCGCUGACUGGUGGGCGCUGGGUGUGACACUCUACCAGGCGCUCCAUGGGCUUCACACCUGGCCCUUCAGCUCCCGCUCGCUGCUCAAGCUGGACCAGGCGCCGGCGCAGCAGCAGCUGGUGCUGGUGAGGAAGGCCGUUAUGAACGGCAACCUGCGCUUCAGGUCGCUUUCGGGGCUGCCCCGUGGUGCGAGAGCCCUCAUCCGGGGCCUGCUGCACACGCAACCCGAGAAGAGGUGGGGUCUGCUGCACGUGCUUGCGGGGGACUACCCGGGGGACGCGGCCUUUGCUGCGGUGGCUGCACGGCACCCGCAGCUGGCGCCCGACAUGGAGCGACUGCUGUCCCUGCGGCGGCUGUGCCGGCUGUCGCCCGCCAAGCAGCUGCAGGCGGCGCAGUGCGAGUCAGCGGCCGCCAGCGCUCCCCGCUGCGAGGAUGACGGUGACAAGGCGGGACGCGGUGACGAUGAUGCAACCCGAACAAGUCCCGCUGUCAGCCGCCGCUUCCUUCGGGGCCUGAGCAGCUACCUGCUGCAGCGCAUCAUCAGCCGCCGCCGCGCCUGCUCCGCCGCCUCCUUCAACCGGGACGCAGACGACCUCUCACAGGGCGACGACCAGCGUAGCGAGUCCCGGCCAGCCGCCGCCGCCGCCGGCCCGCACUGCUCCUCCGCAGCAGCCACCACCGCCCCCUCCUCUGCCCCCUCCACCACCGCUAGCCCCACCGUUGCCACCACGAUCCUCUCCACCCAGGAACUUGAAGGAUCACCGGUGCGGUGCGGCGCCACCUGUAAUAACAACACAAGCAGCACAACCUACCACCGUGCCGUCGGAGCAGGCGGCGGCAGCUCUCAUCACCACCACCAUGUCGUACGGCACCGGGGUGCUGGCAGCGCCGCCGCCGCCAAGGCAGUGGCCAUGACCAAGUCGCUGUUGCCCCGGUCGGAAGGCGCCAUCCGCACUGCCGUGGCGCAGGCCGCAGCUGCCGCUCCCCGGGCCCUGCUGACAGAGGACGGGCGGCUGGCGGCUGCGGGUCCGCAUGUGUCGUGUGAGGUGCGAACGGACGAGGUGGAGCUGCCGGCGGAGUUGAGAGAGGUGCUGGGGUUGCAUGGGGAGGGGCGCAGCUGGGCGGGCGCGGCGGGGAGUGAGGCGGAUGUGGGUCCUCGCGGCAGGCGGGAACGGAGCUGCGGCGGGCAGGUGCAGGAUGUGGAGGUGCUCGAGGAGAUGCGGCAGCUGCUGGCUCGCCGCGUGACGGCGGCGGCUGGGGCGUCCGGUCGCAGCGGCGCGGGCAGGACAGCGGGCGGCGACACGGGCAUGGGCGCUAGCAGCACUAGCGACCACCCUGCCUCGCCCUCGCGCUCCGGCAUGACGCCGUGUUCGACUGCGGGUGGCGCGUCCACGAAUACCGGGCUGGCCUCGAUGGCUGUGGCUAGCCUGACGCCGGGAGUGGCGCUGGAUAGCAGCUGCCGUAGCAGCAGCAACACAGCCACCAGCAGCAGCCGUCCAAGCAGCCUCAGUGGCAACUGCCAUGAUUGCAGUACGACGAGUAGGGCGGCGCAUUUGGGCGGUGGAUUGCAAGCAGCCUUUGAGGCGGCGGCGGCCUUGGAGGUUUGUGGUGCGGGCACGAAUACAGGCUGCGUGGCCGUGACGCAGUAUGACGAGUAUACAGCAGCAGCAAGCAAAUGUGCCGGAUCUAGCUUUCAUGCCGGGCAUGCGGUUGCGCAGCAGUGCGCAGCCAUCUCGGUCGAUGGGGACUGCGAGGCUGUUAGUCUGGGUCACCGGUUCCGGCCUCGAGCCGGGCGGACCUACAGCACCGGACAUGGCCUCGUGCGAGCCAGCAUGGGGGCGUGCGGCAGUCCCCGGCUGGCAGCACCAGCGGAGGAGCUGCUGCCGCUGCCGGAGCUAGCGGCGAAGGCGCACCAGGCUGGGGGCGCGCUGGCAGUCGUGCGUAUCAGCCGGGGUGGCGGCUCCAGGGGCGUCUCAGCGGCGGGCUGCCCGGAGAACCCGGCUGCGGGGCACUCGCCUUGUCAGCCGGCAUGGCCGAAUGUGUACAUCAACACGCAUGCGGUGAACCCUAGCAGCUGCGGUGCGGGUCGGACUGCUGGGCGGAAUGGCAGCUGCGGCGGGGUGUUUAACAGCUGUGGGAUGGACAGCCUCUUCAGCCUCCGUGGUAGCAUUCUUAUGGAGGAGCUGGCGGCGCCGGCGGCCCCCGCGACGGACGUGUCCAACGACUCGGCUGAGAGCAGUUGUUUCGUGUUGGCGGCGGAGUCGAUGACGCAAGCGGUGGCUGACGUGUCGCCGCUGCCGCGGGGUCGUGGCGGGUUCGGUCGGCACUCUCGACCCGUGGACCUGCGCGCUGUUGCGGCGGGGUUGGAGGCGGCGGUUGCUUCGGGGCUGGAGUUUAUGGAGGCAGCGGAGGAGGAGCGGGCAACAUGGGGAUCCAUGCAUUGUGAAAGAGAGAUUGAGGAGGAGGCGGCUGUUGUUGCUGGAGCUGAUGGCUGCUCGAUCAUGCGGCAAGAAGCAGCGACCGCAGUUGCUGCAGCUGCGGACUCGGAAGCGCGUGUCAGUGAACGCAAUUCGCUGGCGGCUAAGCAACAAUGCGGACGUCGCGUUUGCGGUUCUGUGGCGGGUGAGGAGGAGUUGCUGGAACCGGGGUUCAUGUUGCAUGGGGUA